AUGAGGCUGAAUGAGAGCCGGACAAGAUCGUUCCAGGCCCCUGUCACCAUCCAUAGCUACCCCGGCAGGCAGGUGUAUGUGUUUCCCAAUGGCCGAUCUGAUUCCGAAGAGUCGUCCGAGGAGGAGCUCAACGUUACGGAGCUGCGGCCCAGGGGCAAGGAGCAGCAGCGAUGCAGCCUGCGGGACAGAGUCGGAGAUGUGGUGCUUCUGGAACGGGAGAUUACAGAGGAUGAUAAUCUCAACAAGCUAGCCCUGCAGUAUGGUUGUAAAGUUGCGGAUAUCAAACGCGUCAACAACUUCAUCCGGGAGCAGGACUUGUACGCGCUGAAGUCCAUCAGGAUCCCCGUGAAGACCCACGGGCUGUUAACGGAGGGCGGCAGAGACCUGCGGCCGCUCCCGGCUGCGCCCGCGCAGACCGGCCUGGCGCGCAUGGCCUUCCCGGAGCCUGAGGCCGCUGCGAGCAGCUCCGCCGGCGGCGGACACCUGAGCGACUACUUCAAGGGGAUUGACAAGAGCAUCCAGGACGCGGUGCAGGCCGAGGCCCAGCUGAACGUCGAGUACUGCGGGGAGGCACUGGAGAGGCCGCUGCCCCAGUCAGGGAAGCAGGAGACCAGUAAUGGUGCGGACUGUGGAAUCCAGUGGUGGAACGCCGUUUUUAUUAUGCUCCUGAUAGGAAUUGUCCUGCCAGUAUUUUAUAUCAUCUAUUUUAAAACACAAGGCCUGGUGGCCCGUACCUCUGACAACACAACACUAACCUCAAAUAUUUCAGCAGAUGGAUUGGAAGGGAAAUUACCACAAAGCUCAGCCAUGGGAAAAAACCCUGAGGGGGGGAGGGAGGCAAAUACAGCCUCUCCUCCCAGCACUGGACCCUUACACCGGUGA
Molecule: messenger RNA, 882 nt
Organism: Leptosomus discolor (cuckoo roller)
Lineage: Eukaryota; Metazoa; Chordata; Aves; Leptosomiformes; Leptosomidae
Gene: LYSMD4
Product: LysM domain containing 4
Source: RefSeq, a predicted model, not a curated record